This is a messenger RNA of Protopterus annectens (West African lungfish), 7302 nucleotides long. RefSeq names its product nesprin-1-like. The coding region runs from base 1 to 7302 and encodes 2433 amino acids. Gene Ontology annotation, cellular component: cytoplasm; nuclear outer membrane; meiotic nuclear membrane microtubule tethering complex. NCBI's taxonomy places the organism in Eukaryota, Metazoa, Chordata, Ceratodontiformes, Protopteridae. The record is from RefSeq and is a predicted model, not a curated record. The transcript is spliced from 46 exons. Gene Ontology annotation, biological process: nuclear migration. Gene Ontology annotation, molecular function: actin filament binding.
AUGCCACGCAAUCCUCCCAUGGUUGUUGAUGAUCUGUUUGAAGAUAUAAAAGAUGGGAUAAAGCUGUUGGCCUUACUAGAAGUUCUUUCUGGGCAGCGCUUGCGGUGGGAACAGGGUCGUAACUUGAGGCGCAUUCACUGCAUUGCAAACAUUGGUGCAGCCCUAAAAUUUCUUGAAGGAAGACGGUCGGUUUACAGAGGAUCACCGAUAAAGCUGGUGAAUAUCAAUUCGACUGACAUUGCUGAUGGAAGACCUUCUAUUGUGCUUGGUUUGAUCUGGACCAUUAUUUUAUAUUUUCAGAUUGAAGAGUUAACAAGCAAUCUGCCCGUGUUGCAGUCCCUGUCCAGCAGCACCUCUUCUGUAGACAGCCUGGCUGGUUCAGAGGCCACUAGUCCUCCUUCCAAGCGUAAGAUUGUCACGAAAGGAAGUGCCAAGAAGGCCCUGCUAAAAUGGGUGCAGUAUACAGCAGCAAAGUGUGCUGGAAUCGAGGUGCGUGAUUUUGGACCCAGCUGGAGGAGUGGUAUUGCAUUUCUUUCAGUAAUCCAUGCUAUUCGCCCAGAUUUAAUAGAUUUGGAGAAAGCAAAGGGGAGAUCCAACAGGGAGAAUCUGGAAGAGGCAUUUGCCAUUGCUGAAACUCAGCUGGGAAUUCCAAGGCUUCUUGAUCCUGAAGAUGUGGAUGUUGACAAACCAGAUGAGAAAUCGAUCAUGACAUAUGUAGCACAAUUCAUAAAACACUAUCCAGAUCCAAACAAUGCAGAAACUGAUGGCAUAGAAAAUGAGAAGGAAGACAGAUUGCUGCUACGGGAGAGGAAGGCCUGGCUUGAACAGUUUGAAAGAGAUCUCACUAGAGCACAGAUGGUGGAUGCCAGCUUGCAAGAGAGAUAUCAGCUAUUCAAAAACUGCAGAGUACAAUAUGAAAUGAAGAGGAAACAGAUUGAAGCAGUAAUCCGUCCACUAAAAAAAGGUGGCAAGUUGUCAGUUGAUCAAGUCAUGGUGAAACAAGUAUGGGACAGAGUCUCUACAAGGCUCCUUGACUGGCAUCUGCAGCUUGACAAAUCUCUGCCUGCUCCCUUGAACACUAUUGGCAGCUGGCUACACAGAGCUGAGGCCAUCCUUGGGGAAGAAAUAACAAUUCAUCAAGCACAUGAGGAAACAGCUAACAUCAUCCACCGAAAACUGGAACAGCAUAAGGAAAUAUUAAAGAAUUUGGAAAGUUACAAACAGACAUUUCACCAAAUUCACAGAGUAGGUUCAGUUAAUGGAGUUCCCAUUCCCCAAGAGCAACUUACAGACAUGGCAGAAAGGUUUAAUGUCAUUGCACCAGCAUCACAAACGCAUCUAAUAAAGUUGGAGUUUCUAGAACUUAAGUAUCGCCUUCUUUCUCUGUUGAUGGUUGCUGAAUCUAAACUUAAGUCCUGGAUUAUCAAAUAUGGACGGAGGGAUUCAGUGGAGCUGCUUCUUCAAAAUUACAUUUCUUUCAUCGAUGGCAAUAAAUUCUUUGAGGUAUACGAGGUCACAUAUCAAACUUUGAAGCAGACAGCUACAACUUAUCUGAAGAUGGACAAUUCAGCUGAAGAGGGCGAGAAUGUGUCAAAGCUUUUGAAUGACUCUGCUGCGCAGUGGCGAAACUUGUCAGUGGAAGUACGAAGUGUACGUAGUAUGCUGGAGGAAGUGAUCACAAACUGGGAUAAAUACAGCAGUACGGUAUCCAGCCUGCAGGCUUGGCUAGAAGAUGCAGAAAAAAUGCUAAAUCAGUCUGAGCAAGCCAAAAAGGAAUUCUUCCGCAAUUUGCCUAAUUGGAUACAGCAGCAUACAACUAUGAAUGAUGCUGGCAAUUUUCUUAUUGAAACAUGUGAUGAGACAGUUUCCAGAGAGCUCAAACAACAGCUACUGCUACUGAAUGGAAGAUGGAGGGAGCUGUUUGUCAAAGUUAAGCAUUAUGCUCGAAUGGAUGUAGUGGAUGAAAAGAAGAAGGAUUACUUAAAUGGUGUUGCUGCCUUAACGACCUUUGCUGAUACAGCCGUGGAGAAACUAACUGCUCCCUUAGAGGUGUCUUUUCUGAACAUCAAAAUGAUUGUGCAAGAUAUUGAGGAUAUUAAACAGAGGUGUCCAGCAAUGGAAGCAAGGUUCAGAUUCAUUACUAGGACAGCGCAAACUCUAACCAAAGAUAUGCCACAGGAGGAAGCCAAUCAGAUGCUUGCAGCAAUGACUGGCAUUAAGGAACAGCUAAGCAAGGUUAAGGAGCUCUAUCCACCAGUACUGAGAGAGACACAGCAGUUAUUAACCCCAUUACAGGAGAUGGAAAAACAAAUUACAGUUGUGCAUGAACUGCUGGAAAAGUCUAAUCAGAUCACUGGAAGCAGUCCACCUGAGAAUCAGCCCUUAGAAGACUUCAAAGAGAAACAGAAGGAGCUACUAGAUUAUCAGGGGCAGUGCAAAAAGGCAGUGAUUUCUAUUGAGAAAAACAACCAGGCUGUUCAGAGGCUCUUAACAAGCAGUAAGAUGCUAAAACACUUGGAUCGAUCAGUGCUUCAGAAGAAGGUCAUGGAGAUUCAAGUUUCUAUUGAGAAUAUGGUAAAGCAGGCUGGUGAAUGGAGAAAGCAGAUAGAAGCUAACAGCAGUCUGAUGAAAAGGUUUGAGGAUUCAAAAAGAGAACUCGAGAAGGCAAUAGAGAUUGCACAGUCAUGCUUGAAAGAGAAAGGAAAUCCAGAAGAAAUGCUAAAGAAACAUACGGAUUUCUUUGGCCAGUUGGACCAGAGGGUAUUGAAUUCAUUUCUGAAGGCGUGCGAUGAAAUGACAGAUAUCCUACCAGAGCAGGAACAGCAGUCCCUCCAGGAUACUGUCAGAAAACUUCACAAACAGUGGAAGGAUCUCCAGGCAGAAGCUCCAUAUCACCUAUUACGAUUGAAGAUCGAACUAGAGAAGAGCAGGCUUUCAGCAUCUGUAGAAGACUGCAACUCAGAGCUGGCACGGGAAACUAGAGUUUUGAUUACUACAGGCAGCGAACAGUUAAUUAAAGAACACAGGAUAUUUUUUGGUGAAAAAGGAUUGUAUCUCUUGUGUGAAAAAAGGCUGAUGCUAAUUGAAGAGUUAUGUCUGAAACUUCCUCAGAGGGAUCCAGUAAGGACAACCAUGGAGAGCUGCAGAAAAACAUUGAAAGAGCUUAAAGCACAGAUUGACAGCACAUAUCAGAAACUGAUAAAUCACCCUGACAAGUGGAAAGAAUAUAAAGACAGGUUCUCUGAAGUCUCAUCGUGGCUUUUAGCAAAAGAAAAACUUCUGAAGAGGAUUAAGAUUGAUGCCAAAGAACCUGCCAAAUAUGUUCAUCUUCGAACUUCACUGGAGGAAAUAAGGCAAGAUGUUAACAAAUGGGAAGGCACUAUCAACUGGUUAAAAUCGAGAUUAGCUACAUUAGUUGAGAUAUCCUCUGAGAAAGAUGCAAAGAAAGAAGACCAAGAAUUGUCCAAACUUUCCAGUGUCUUCAGGGAUUUUCUGUCUCUUCUAGCUCAAACAGAGAAAUUGCUUUCUGCUUUGGGUGAGUGCGUCCAGUAUAAAGAAGAAGUAAGCAGCACUCUGGAUGAGCUCAUAAACAGUCAGAAAGAAAUGCAAGCAGAGACAGACAAAAUCUUGGAAUCCACAAGUUUUCAUGAGGCACAGCAGCUUCUCCUUCUCCAUCAGCAAAGACUAAAGAGGCUCCAGUCAAGAAGACAUGAUUUUCAGCAACAGGUUGUUCGGGGAAAACAACUGCAAGCAGAAGGAACCCUCACAGCCUCAGUACAAGAUGACUUACGGAAGUUAGAAGCAAUGCUAAGUAACAUGGAAGAAACUAUGGAGAAGCAAGACAAACAUCUACAGGUUGUAUUGACUUCUUGGGAACAAUUUGAUGUAGAGAAAAAUUCGGUAACAGUGUUUCUUAAUCGUGCAAGCUCAUCAUUUGGACAGCUGCAGAACAUUGGAAGCCUAGGGAGUCUUUCAGCAGAAAUACUGCAGGUCAAGGAGUUGCUUACACAGAAUAAAGAUGUUAAGGAAAAAUCUCAAAAUCUUGUUAAGAUGUCAUCAGAAAUACAACUUGGACCUAAGAAUAAGAAAUUACUUCAGCAACAAGCCAGUUCUAUCAAAGAAGAGGUUGCUGAGAUGGGACAGAAACUUGCAGAAAACAUAAAAGAAAUGGAAUUGGUGAAAAGCAAAUGGGAACAGUUUGGAAGUAAUCUUGAGUCCUUGUCAUCAUGGAUCACUGAAAAAGACAAAGAGUUAGAUGCUAUGGACCGCUCUCCAUCUCCUUUGGAAAUGCAGAUUAGUCACUUGCAGGGUUUUCUCAAAGAGGUUUCUGAGAAUGCAAGCAGAAUUCCAAACCUGGAGCAGGAAGCUCAGGCUUUGAAUAAGAACAUUGCUUCUGGUGAGGCUGCACGUAUUAAGGCCAGAAUGACUCAAACUACUAGGAGCUGGGAAGAACUCAGACAGCAUUUACAUCGCCUGGAGGAAACUGUCAAGGAAAACAUGUCACAGCAGCAAAAGUUUGAUAAUAGCCUGACACAGAUUGAACAAAAUUUUGCAGGCAUAGAAGACAGGCUGACUGCCCCUAUCUCUUCUUGCAAUUCAGCAUCCACAACAUACCAGGCAUUGCAGGAACAUGUGAAUCUUUGUGAGUCCUUAGAACAGAUGAAGAGCAAUAUUGCCUCAAUGCUGGUCAGUGCCCAAAAGGUUCCUAACAAAGAAAAGGCUAUUCAGGAUGCUACAGCUUUGCAGCAGAGAUAUGAAAAAGGUCAACAGCUGGCUAAACAACGUCAAACUCAACUGGGAGAUCUGCUAUCAACCUGGCAAAGGUUUGAAAAAGAUUUAUCUAGCUUUACCUCAUGGUUGGAGAAGUGUGAAUCGCUUGCCACUCCUAAGGAGCAAUACAUUUCUGCAGACCAACUAAAACUACAGAAUGAACUGCAGUGUUUGAAGGAUUUACAGGCUGAAGUGGAUUCUCAUGAGACUGUCUACUACCAUGUUUUAAAGCUGAGUGAGAUGAUUUUCCCAACUGCAAACAAAGACUCUACAGACGUUAUACAACAGACAUUAAAGCAGUUGGAAAGUAGGCUGCACCUUUUACCAGAAGCUAUCACUAACAGGGUCAGUUUCCUCCAGUCUGUGAUAACUGAUCAUCAUAAACUUGAAGAACAAGUUCUUAAAGUUUCAAACUGGGUUGAACAGCUGCUUCAUGACAUACAGACAACUUCUGAAGUGAAUACAUCUGACCUAACAUCCACAUCAAGACACUUAAAGGAACACAAGGUAGCAAUAGAACGUCAGCAAGUUGAAAAUCAAACCCUUAAAGCCAGCGUAGAUAAAAUGUGUUCUUUUUGCAAACCUGAAGACCAUCAUUUGCUGCACAGCAAAAUAGACAAUUGUAUUCAGCUGUUUCAAGAUAGCAGCCAGGUGAUCAGUCGUCGGGAAGAGGCGCUUGAACAAGUGGAGGUAUUUCUGGCGAUUCAAAGAGCUGCUGCAGUUGUUCUGCAAAGAAUAAGUCAAACUGUGCGGACUGAAGGCAGCUGGGACAAGGUGAAGGGAGAGUCACUGGAAAAGGAGCUUGAUGGUGUAAUUCCAGAAAUUAAAAAGUUAGAAUCAGUGGCCAUCACACUGGAUGGAACUCUUAAUAAAGCCCAGUAUCACCUGAAAGAUGGUAGUUCUGGUCAGAAUUCUUCUUGCAGAGCUGUGUCUGAUAAAAUAGUAGAGGAAUUACAGUCUGUUCAAAACUUGCUUGGUAAAAAACAGAGUGAGGCUGAAGCUCUGCUUACUCUUUGGAACUCAUUUAUAGAAUGCAAAGAACAGCUGCUUAAGAAUAUUGAUGAAAUAGAGGAAAAGGCUGAUAAAGAAGGGUUGAAGGAACUAACUCUUCAAGGACUUCAGCAAAGGCAAAGGGCAUUUAAUCUGCUGGAGAAUGAACUGAGCCUCCAUCAACAUGAACGCCAGUGGCUGAUGGAUAAAGUAAAGCAGUUGUCCCAGAAGGAUGUGACGUUAGCUGCUAAGUCUGCUAAGGAGAUGAGUCUUUUAACAGACACCUGGGAUGAAACCAAAAAACUGAUUGAUGAAAACCUAGAACAUUGCUGCCUCCUGAUUGACACUAUGAGGGAAUAUCAGAAUUUGAAGUCCACUGUAACUGAAGUGAUUGAAAAUGCAGAAAAUAUCUCCAUAAUUAAAUGCUCUCUGAAGGAUAAGGAAGAGAUCGGAAGGAUACUGCAGAAGCAUGAAGCUGUUAAGAAUGAGAUGGCUAACAGUCAAGAACAGCUGGAUGACCUAACUUCUAAGGGAAAGAAACUGUUGGCUGAGCUGAAGAGAAUUACGUGCUGUGUUCCUCUGGCGGUGAAACAUGAUAUGGACACCAUUGUGGACCAGUGGCUUGAUGUUUCAGAAAGAAUAGAUGAGAACAUUGAAAGGCUUAGAAGCAGUCUAUGUAUAUGGAAUGAAAUAGUUAGUAUCGGCGAUGAAAUAGACGGAUGGGCCAGCAGCUCAUCAGCUGAGCUCAGUGAAAACAUCAGCCAUCUGAACAACAGUCAGAGGGUGGAAGCAAGACUUGAAGCAUUUCAGGUGGAAGUCAAAACCAAAGAUGAGAAGUUAGAAGAGCUACACUGUAAAGUUUCAGAGCUUAAAAAGCUAACCAGAAGUCAAGAUGUUCCCACAGAACUUCAGGUACUAGAGGGAGAUUUGAGGAAGAAAUUGGAAAAUGUGCAUGAGGUAUCUGAGCGAGCCAGAGGGACACUGCAAGAUUUCUAUACCGAGAAAAAGCAAUUAGAAACUUUUAUUGAUAAGAUGACAAAUUGGCUGAAUGAAGUUGAAGACUUGAUCUGCGCAUGCACUGACAGCACUGAUCCAGAGGACUUAAACAAAGUGAAGGAGUUACAAAAAGAACUCUACAGCCAGCAAAGCAGCAUUGAUACGACAAGAGAAAAUCUAAAUGGCCUGUGCAGAAAGUACCAUUCUGUAGAGCUGGAGGCACUGGGUGUUGUCAUUACCGAACUUAUUAAAAAAUAUGAGGCUGUUAACCAGAUUUGCUCUAAGACACAGGCAGACUUGCAGGAUUCAUUGAAAAAACGGUUUACUGAUGCACUGCAAGAAUUCCAGACAUGGUUUGCUGACAUGAAGAUGAAAGUAAAGGAAUGUUCUGACAGAUCCGGGGAUAUUCUUGUUUUACAAGCAAAACUAAAGCAAUUUGAGGCACGCUUAAAUUGUUUCUUUCUUAACUGGGUGAAAAAUAAUGACAUUGUUCAUAAUUUCUGUUUAAUACAAAUACAAAUAUUAAUCUGGAGAAUAGAUUCAUGA